This is a messenger RNA of Dichotomopilus funicola, 963 nucleotides long. RefSeq lists its product as uncharacterized. The record is from RefSeq and is a predicted model, not a curated record. Bases 1 to 963 code for a protein of 320 amino acids. The transcript has 3 exons. Lineage: Eukaryota; Fungi; Ascomycota; Sordariomycetes; Sordariales; Chaetomiaceae.
AUGCUGUCCGCAAUUGGCCAAGCGACCGGCCGGGUCGGCGGGCGUCUUGCGAUCCGCACCGUCGGCCGGUUCACGGCACAACAGGCUCUGCGGGCGACUCCCGUGAUCCCGAGCGGUAUCCGCAUCGCGGCCGUCUUCACCAGAAACUACGCCGCCGCUAAGACCACCAAGACAUCGACGACCAAGGCGAAGAAACCUGCCGCGAAGAAGACGACGGCCAAGAAAACGACCGCCAGCAAGACCACCAAGAAGGUCACGGCCAAGGCCAAGGCCGCCCCGAAGAAGAGGGCGACGAAGAAGAAGGCGACGAAGAAGAAGGCGGCCAAGAAGCCCGCGAGGAAGCUCAAGAAGGACAUGACGGAGGAGGAGAAGGUUCAACUCAGGAUCCGCAAGUUGAGGGAGGUUGCUUUACUCAAGGAGGAACCUACCAAGCUGCCCACUAGCGCAUGGACGGUGUACCUGACCCAGCGCGUCAGGGAUAGUGCCAAGGACCAUACCGUGGGAGGCGGCGAGAAGUUCCUACUUGGAGGCAUAGCGAAGCAGGCCGCAUCGGACUUCAAGGGCUUGUCGGAAGCAGCAUUGGAGCCCUUAACUGCCCAGGCCGAGGAGAACAAGGUUGCCAGUUCGGUCGCGCACCGGAACUGGGUCGACAGCUACUCGCCGGAGCGCAUACACAAGGCCAACUUGGCGCGCAAACUGCUCAAGAAGAAGCACUCAGUUUCCAGCUAUCCGAUCUCCGAUCCUCGCUUCCCCAAGCGUUCCUUGACUCUCUACGUGUCCUACUCCAAGACUCGUUUCUUCAGUCCCGAACUAGCCAACCUCAGCUCUAGAGAAAGAAUCAAGACCAUUGCCGGGGAGUGGAAGAAGCUCGGGCCCGAAGAGCGCCAGCGCUUCCAAUCAAUUGCAGACACCGACAAGGCCAGGUACCUGAAGGAGAUGGCCGCUGUCAAGGAACAGACGUAA